GGGCGUGCAGUCACGGUGUCACGUGAGUCUACAAGAAGCUCCUCUGUAAUAUUGUCCAUAGCAGAUAAAGCCAUCUGCAACGUACAUACGAAGUCGGGCCUUUGUGUUAAACACUUUACCUUCACCUGAUACCAGGCUCCGAAGCAUCAUGGGGGCCCAAUCGCCGAAAGAGAUGAUCCUGUGCAUCGAGGAUAUCAAAUCCGCCGCGGGGCAGAAGCUACCCGCAUCAUCCAGAGAUUUCUACAAUGCAGGCUCGACGGACCAAGUCACCGUCACGGAGAAUUCCACCGCCUAUGCGAAGUACCGUCUGCGUCCGCGGGUACUCGUGGACGUCUCCCAGGCAGACACGAGCACCACCGUGUUCGGAGAGAAGAUCAGCUUUCCGCUAUGUGUAGCGCCGGCGGGCAUCCAGGCAAUGGCACAUCCAGAUGGUGAACUGGCGACCAGUCGCGCGUGUGCGAAACAACAGGUCCACAUGGGUGUUUCGUCGUUCGCAAAUUAUUCUGUGGAGGAGAUCCGCGCGGCGGGGAUGGACGUCGGACCGAUACAGCACACCAUGCAGAUUUAUACCAUGCAAGAUCGAGCACACCAGGAGCGCAUUAUCAGACGUGCCGAAGCGGCGGGUUGCGUCGCGAUCUUCUUAACGGCGGACAGUCCGAUUCUUGGCGUGCGGUACAGUGAGCAUCGGAAUGAUUUCCGAGCGCCCGAAGGCCUCGCCUUUCCCAUGCUGGAGAAGACAUCGGAGAUGAUUCGUGCUGAGCGACACGAGGAUGGGUUCACGGGAGUCAAUUCAAGCUCGCAUUCAUGGGCUCGGGAAAUCCCCUGGCUCAGAAGCGUGACCAAAAUGCAGAUCUGGAUCAAGGGCGUGCUCACGGCGGAGGACGUGGAGCUUGCCAUCCAGUACGGUUGUGACGGAGUCGUCGUGAGUAAUCAUGGCGGCAGACAGCUUGACGGCACUCCGGCCACGAUUGAUGCCCUUCCGGAGUGUGCGAAAGCUGCGAAGGGUAAGAUCCGAGUACACAUCGACGGGGGGAUCCGCAACGGAACGGAUAUUUUCAAAGCCCUGGCGCUUGGUGCGGAAUGCUGCUGGAUUGGGCGGCCGAUCAUCUGGGGUCUUGCAUAUGACGGAGAGGCCGGGGCGAGUAAAGUGCUGGAGAUUCUAUAUGCGGAGUUCAAACGCUGCAUGCAGCUCACGGGCUGUAAGAGCGUAGCGGAUAUUUCUCCGGCUUCGCUGGGCGUCGUGAGAAGUGAUGGGCCAUUAGCCCGGUUGUAACCUUUGCCGCCCAUUCGCAGUUUUGUCCUUCAGUUCCCUGUCAUUCCUGUGCAUUUUUGGUACUGUUCCAUUGUUCAGUUGCAUAAUACGGAGUACUUGUGGCUAUGUUCAAGACCAGAUAGAUCGCAAUUUGAAAAGGGGAGUGCGUUGACGGAUGCGGAAGUCCCGAGAG
Messenger RNA from Aspergillus pseudonomiae, 1445 nucleotides. RefSeq names its product alpha-hydroxy acid oxidase. The transcript has 3 exons. Gene Ontology annotation, molecular function: FMN binding; oxidoreductase activity. Bases 149 to 1273 code for a protein of 374 amino acids. NCBI's taxonomy places the organism in Eukaryota, Fungi, Ascomycota, Eurotiomycetes, Eurotiales, Aspergillaceae. The record is from RefSeq and is a predicted model, not a curated record.